AUGCAAAACCAGCUAGAAUGGGCAAAAAGAUACAAGGUCGUUGGAGGAAUUGCUAGAGGAAUUCUAUAUCUUCAUCAAGAUUCACGACUCACAAUCAUACAUCGUGACCUUAAAGCAGGUAACAUCCUUUUAGAUGCCGAUAUGAACCCAAAAGUUGCCGAUUUUGGAAUGGCGAAAAUUUUUGGAAUUGACCAAACCAAAGCCAAUACUAGAAGAGUAGUCGGAACCUAUGGUUACAUGUCUCCAGAGUAUGCAAUGUAUGGACAUUUUUCCAUGAAAUCAGAUGUCUACAGUUUUGGGGUCUUAGUUCUUGAGAUUAUCAGCGGCAAGAAGAACAGUAGUCUUUAUCAAAUGGAUGAUAGUGCUGCUAAGGCCCGAGUUGCUGUUUCCUCCGGUGUGAUGUACUUGUUGUUGAAACACACAUUGUUCCUUGCUAACCAGAUAUGCCAAAAGAUCCAUGGGAGUUGGAGACUAUGGAGCAACGGAUUGCUGUUAGAGCUCGUUGAUCCGUCCUUUCAAGAUGACUAUCAAACAAAAGAAAUUACCAGAUGCAUUCAUAUCGCUUUACUCUGCGUUCAAGAAGAAGCUCGUCCAACUAUGUCAGCAGUAGUCCAGAUGCUCACUACCAGUUCGAUUGCUCUUGCCAAACCUCGACCACCUGGAUUCUUCUUCCGAAGCAGGGACGAAAAAGUAGAGAAAGUAGGUCCAUCUACGCAUACGUCUGCUCUAUGUUCAGUCGAUGAUGCUUCCAUUACUAGCGUAGCUCCCCGUUGA
Messenger RNA from Brassica oleracea var. oleracea, 774 nucleotides. Its product is annotated as putative cysteine-rich receptor-like protein kinase 20. The transcript is spliced from 4 exons. Lineage: Eukaryota; Viridiplantae; Streptophyta; Magnoliopsida; Brassicales; Brassicaceae. Bases 1 to 774 code for a protein of 257 amino acids. The record is from RefSeq and is a predicted model, not a curated record. Gene Ontology annotation, biological process: protein phosphorylation. Gene Ontology annotation, molecular function: protein kinase activity; ATP binding.